Fundulus heteroclitus (mummichog) is the source of this 2429-nucleotide messenger RNA. RefSeq names its product calreticulin (gene calr). Lineage: Eukaryota; Metazoa; Chordata; Actinopteri; Cyprinodontiformes; Fundulidae. The coding region runs from base 208 to 1491 and encodes 427 amino acids. The transcript is spliced from 9 exons. Gene Ontology annotation, cellular component: endoplasmic reticulum; endoplasmic reticulum membrane. Gene Ontology annotation, biological process: protein folding. Gene Ontology annotation, molecular function: calcium ion binding. The record is from RefSeq and is a predicted model, not a curated record.
CAAUCAGAUUCAGACAUCUGUUCCGAGCGGAGAGGAGAGCGGCUGGUGGACCUCGGCGGCUCGGCACGGUAACAUGAUUGCAUGAGAGAGAAACCGGACCGACACCGCCGACACACAGCGCAGAUAAAGCGGGAAUAAAUCCACGCAAGCCGCGCGUUUUCUCGUUUGCCAGCUUCAUUCCGGACGCAGUGCUUUGAGCUCGUUACCAUGACGGCGCUGUCGCUGCUUUUGAUGGCGGUGUCCGCCGCCUCGGUCCUGGCCGAGUCCUCGGUGUAUUUCCGAGAGCAGUUCGAGGAUGGCGAUGCCUGGAACAGUCGCUGGAUGGAGUCCAAGCACAAGUCAGACUACGGCAAGUUUGUCCUGUCUGCGGGGAAGUUCUACGGAGACGCGGAGAAAGACAAAGGCCUGCAGACGAGCCAGGAUGCCCACUUUUAUGCUCUGUCAGCCCGUUUCGAUGACUUCAGCAACAAAGGCCAGCCUUUAGUCAUCCAGUUCACUGUGAAACACGAGCAGAGCAUCGACUGUGGCGGCGGCUACAUCAAGCUGUUCCCCUCUGAGCUCAACCAGGAGGACAUGCAUGGAGACUCUGUGUACAACAUCAUGUUCGGUCCUGAUAUUUGCGGCCCUGGCACAAAGAAAGUUCACGUGAUCUUCAACUACAAAGGCAAAAACCAUUUGAUCAAUAAAGAUAUCAGAUGCAAGGAUGAUGAGUACACCCACCUGUACACGCUGAUCGUCAACCCUGACAACACCUAUGAGGUUAAGAUCGACAACAAGAAGGUCGAGUCUGGCAACCUGGAGGACGACUGGGACUUUCUGCCCGCCAAGAAAAUCAAGGACCCCAACGCCAAAAAGCCAGAGGACUGGGAUGACAGGGAGAAGAUUCCAGACCCAGAUGAUAAGAAACCUGAGGACUGGGACAAGCCUGAGAACAUCCCAGACCCUGAUGCCAAAAAGCCCGACGACUGGGAUGAAGAGAUGGAUGGAGAGUGGGAGCCACCGAUGAUUACCAACCCUGACUACAAGGGCGAGUGGAAGCCCAGGGAGAUCGAUAAUCCCGCCUACAAAGGCAAGUGGGUCCACCCUGAGAUCGACAAUCCAGAGUACACAGCUGACCCGGAGAUCUACAAGUACGACAGCAUCGGCGUGAUCGGGCUGGACCUGUGGCAGGUCAAGUCUGGGACCAUCUUUGACAAUUUCCUAAUCACCAACGAUCCUAAACUGGCCGAGGACGUUGGUGACGAAACCUGGGGCAAAACUAAGGAUAGUGAGAGAAAAAUGAAGGAAAGCCAAGAGGAAGAGGAGAGGAAGAAGCGGGAGGAAGAGGACAAGAAGAGGAGAGACGAUGUGAAGGAAGAUGAGGAUGAGGAAGAGAAGGAUGAGGAGGACGAGGAAGAAGAAGAGGAGGAAGAGGGAGAGGAGCCAGAGGAGGAGGAGGGGGAAGAGGAAGAAGAUGAAGACACAGACUCUCAACUCAAGGAUGAGUUAUAAACUCAGGAACUGCCCCGUUUGAGUCGGUGGGCUGUUGGAUGGAGACUGAAACGAAAGACCUUGAUGACCGUCACCUUGGGGGCGGGGCCUGGGUGGGAUGGACAUUUUUCAUUUGUUUGUUUACAGAACAAAAGGGAUGGGUCAAUAAGGGCAAUUACUGUUGUGUUUUCUGUCGCGAUGAGCCACUACUGCUACUAUUAACAUAAUUAUUGUUAUAUAAAUUGGAACAAUAGAAGGGAUCCACUGAAACGAAUGUCGAGAUUAGUAAUUAUAAAGUUGCAAGGGAAUAAACUAUCAUUUGUUAAAUGGGGUCUAGGUUUAUGUGAAGCUUUGACAGGAGUAUGUAUUUAGUUGUAUGGAUGGUGCCAUGAAAAUGUUUUGUUUACCUCAUGUGCUUUGUGUGUUGUGAGUUUUAAUUUUUAUUUCUUUUGUUUUGCUUUUGUAAAUGUUUUACACUAAAUUCAUGUCCGUCUGGAAAGAUUGGAUGGAGUUAGGCGUCUUCACGCAGGUCAUCUAUCCUGCUUUAACGUUAAAUUAAAACAAGGUUUAAUGGGAACCAGCAUCAGCACUAAGACUUUGUAUUUUACACCCUGCUCAUGGACAGCAUCACGCCCCCUUCCAUAGUUUUCUAACCAACACCUCCACAUUGUCUAGUCUUGCGUUACGAUGAGCCUCUGUAGGAGUUAGACGUACGUUAGAGCCUCUCCUGUAGCAGUAAAUCAUCUGAUCAUUCGGUACCCUAAUGGGGGGGUUUAACCAGUUUCCUCCUGUCUGAUUUCAGUUCUUCUCCACUGCUGUACCCCCCCCGGCACGCCGUCCUGAAGGCUCCUUUUUGUAAAAACACACAUUUUGUACUAAUGGGGUAGAAAAUUGAGUGAGUGGGGGGGGCAAUUUUUAUGUUGCUGUGCAAAUAAUAAAAACAAAUCUGAAGAAAUCAA